AUGCAUUGGUUCUUCAUAAAGCAAAGAGAAGUAAUCGGAGAAGUCGAGGACCUUGCAUUUGUCACCGAUCGGGGACAGUCUAUAAUAAAUGGUAUUGCUGAAGUUUUUUCCAAUGCACAUCAUGGGUAUUGCGUGUACCAUAUACAAGGCAAAUUGAAGACCAAGUAUCGAGGCAAAGACAUCAUUUCAUUGUUUAGGAGAGCGGCCGAAACUUAUAGUAUUGAAGAGUGUAAUAGGUACAUGGUUGAAAUAGGAAGCAAAUCAUUCCCAGCAUGGGACUAUCUAACGAAAAUGGAGAUUGAACAUUGGACACGCUCAUAUUUUUCAGGACGUCGAUACAACAUGAUAACGUUAAACAACGCGGAGUCUCUCAAUGCAUUAUUUAAGAGGGAUCGAAAGUUACACAUUCUCGCACUGAUUGAGAAUAUCCAUACGAAGUUGCAGCAGUGGUUUCAUGAUCGACGUGCGGAAUCACAUAAUUGCACAACUGUGCUAGCCCCAGCACAAGAGGUAAAGCUCUUUAAGGCUGUAGAGGCUGCGAGAAAGUUAAAUGUAGAACCACUAGACGAGUCGCGCUUCUCUGUGAAAUGUGCACGUCAUACGGCAUAUAUGGUAGAUUUAAGUGAUGGAACAUGCACUUGUAAACAAUUUCAGUUAGAGAGUUUUCCAUGUGAGCAUGCAGUUGCAGUGGCUAUGUAUCGAGAAUUUGCAGUGAGAACAUUGUGCUCUCCUUAUUACACUGCUGAAAAUUGGAGAGCUGCGUAUGUUGAAACCAUAUUUUCGCUUCCAAACGAAGCCAAGUGGGAAGUUUCCGAUCAUAUUCGCCCGUUCAAUACAUUGUCGCCACAUCUCAUUGAACCACGUGGUCCUGGACGUCCAAGUACUUCUAUAAUACCAUCUACUGGAGAGUUUUCCCGACCGCAUAGGUGUAGCAGGUGUAAAUCAGUAGGACAUACUCGCCAAUUUUGUACAAGUCGAUUUUCCUAA
This is a messenger RNA of Olea europaea var. sylvestris, 987 nucleotides long. RefSeq lists its product as uncharacterized. The record is from RefSeq and is a predicted model, not a curated record. The coding region runs from base 1 to 987 and encodes 328 amino acids. NCBI's taxonomy places the organism in Eukaryota, Viridiplantae, Streptophyta, Magnoliopsida, Lamiales, Oleaceae. The transcript has a single exon. Gene Ontology annotation, molecular function: zinc ion binding.